Messenger RNA from Galdieria sulphuraria, 2162 nucleotides. RefSeq lists its product as uncharacterized. NCBI's taxonomy places the organism in Eukaryota, Rhodophyta, Bangiophyceae, Galdieriales, Galdieriaceae. Gene Ontology annotation, cellular component: nucleus. Gene Ontology annotation, molecular function: polynucleotide 5'-hydroxyl-kinase activity. The record is from RefSeq and is a predicted model, not a curated record. Bases 27 to 1646 code for a protein of 539 amino acids. Gene Ontology annotation, biological process: cleavage in ITS2 between 5.8S rRNA and LSU-rRNA of tricistronic rRNA transcript (SSU-rRNA, 5.8S rRNA, LSU-rRNA). The transcript has a single exon.
GUCUGGGAAUAAAAGGAAAAGGUUAUAUGAAGAUUCUUGAAGGAAAUGUCUUUAUACACGGAAAUAUGUUUGAACCAGAUGAUAGUUGGAUUUACCUUGGCGCUUUGGCUUGGGAUCCUUUACUACUCUUGGAUUCUGAUGAUAAAGAAGAACUCUACAAGGUUGAAGGUAUUCAACCUCAACCUUCAAAAGAUAAUUCUUGGGAAAAAAUGUCGUGUUUGGAAGAUAGAUUGAGAGGGGAUCCUCAUUUGUCACAUUUGUUAUCUCUUGGCAUAGUUGAAUCCGUUCAAACUUGUUUGCCUGUCAAGGCUAUCAUUGCUUUUCGCAGUUAUAAAUAUUCUAAAGGUGACUACGUUGAAAAAUUUGUGCAGUCACAGGACAACAACAACUUUGAAAAGCUGAUUGAUGAAUUAUAUCUCUUGAAGAGUAGAGAUAUUCAACGACUUGCUCACUUUCAAGUUUGGAAUGGUUGGAAAGAAUUGCUGAUGCAUGUAAACUCGAACUGUGCUUCUAUGAAUGAGAAUCUUCGAAUAUUUCUGGUUUGUGGUGAUCGCGGUACUGGCAAGUCAACAUUCACGAGGACUUUAUGUAAUCAGUUACUCAAGUUCCAUAGCUGUGUUUGGUUAAUGGAUACUGACUUGGGACAGAGUGAGAUGAUGCCUCCUGGAAUGGUUUCGUUGAUGGAAAUCAAAAAUUCCUUUCAAAGUACUCCACUUACGCAUGAGACAUAUGACUCCACUAUGUCUUAUUUCAUUGGGGUGGUAACUCCGAGAGAAAGGCUUCAAAUAUAUAAAGACGCAAUUCAAAGAUUGGCUUCAGAAAUGUAUUUAGGAGCAUGUCGUACUGGAGCUCCGUGUGUUAUUAACACACAUGGAUGGACGUCAGGAUUAGGUUUAACAAUAUUACAAUUUUUGUUUCACUUGUUACAGCCAACUGAUGUGAUUCAACUUGAAAUGACGGAUAAUACUUCAAAAUUAUCGGAAGAAUGGUUUGAUUCUGGUCGUUUCAAGCAUAAUGUUCAAAAAUGGAAGUUGACACGUGAUCUUUCGACUAGCAGUAGUGGUAACGGUGGUGAUGGUAUUAGACUAAGUUCUUCAGAAAAAAGACAUCUUCAGUUGUUUGCUUAUUUUUGUCCAGAAUCAGUAUUUUUCCUUUCACCUCCUUCCUCAGCUGUUUCUCAAACAGUCGCCUAUUAUAUUGGCAAUCAUUUUGCGCAACUUCCCGUUUAUCAAGUCUUGGUUAGAGACAUGCAGGUCUAUUCUAUCGAUGGUGAAGUGAAUAUGGAGCAUAUGGAAGCUUUAUUGCUUGGUGUUGUAGUUGGCCUUUGUUGGAAUGUGGAAAAAACCGAUUCUUUAAAAGAAUGUGAACCUUUGCGAUGUUAUGGAUUAGGUCUUGUCAAAGCCAUAGAACGAGACAGAACCAUAUUGUAUAUUUCAACUCCUGUUUGUGAAAGUAAGCUCAAACAAGUAAAUACUUUGGUUGUUAGUCGUUUUAUUCAAUUAUCUCCGGCAGCUUAUCUUUGGACGGGACCAACAGAACCUCACUUUGUCUCAUGGGAUGGUCUCUCUUAUGCAUCUUCUGAAAUGAGAAGUCGCAAUAAUAUUCCUCGAAAGCGUUUGUUAAAUAAGAAAGAUAACGAAAAAUGACUAUCAAGUCAUGAAUUUUUCAACUAUUGCAGGUAAAGUAAGACAGUACCAUGUACAAGUAUUGUGAUCAGUACUGCCUGAUACCAACAGAUGAUGAGGAACAAGUUGAAUGUGCUUAAUAGCUAUGUUUUCUAAAUAUAUUCUUGUCAAAGGAUGUACGUAUCUCGAUGGCAAACAAUCUUCAAGCAGCCAAAACAAAAUAGUCCCAUCCCAUGAAGCACUAAUCAACACCUUGUGAUUGGUACUUAUUUCGAGGCAAGUUAUAUAGGAAAAAUGUUGAUACAACUCACACGAUGGCAAAAAAGAAGAGUUGGUUGGAAAGGAAUCCACUUGCCGAAAGAUGCGUAUCGUGUCAUCUUGGCCACAUGAAAUAAUAAAAUGAUCGGUUAGAAUACUAUCCAGAAUUUGACCAUAUGAAUUGUCUAUGGAAAUGAUUGAUGUUGAGAGAUGGACUGAUUCUUCAGGGUUCAUGAAUGGAAAAAGUUGUUCUCGAAUAGUAAAGAAAUGGAGUUUGUU